Messenger RNA from Perca fluviatilis (European perch), 987 nucleotides. RefSeq names its product tripartite motif-containing protein 16-like protein. NCBI's taxonomy places the organism in Eukaryota, Metazoa, Chordata, Actinopteri, Perciformes, Percidae. The transcript has 7 exons. The record is from RefSeq and is a predicted model, not a curated record. Bases 1 to 873 code for a protein of 290 amino acids.
AUGAAGACCAUCUUUGCCCAAGUGGCCAUGCGAUCCAGGUCUGCCAGGACCCAUCUUGCCUGCACCCACUGGGAUGAAGAGGAUUGUAAGAACAGCUACAGCUGCCCUCAGUGCAGGAAGACGUUCACACCGAGGCCUGUCCUGCUGAAAAGCACCAUGAAAAGUGAAGUGAGUCGAGUCAAAGAGCUUCAGGAGAAGCUGGAGCAGGAGAUCACUGAGCUGAAGAGGAAAGACGCUGAGCUGAAGAAGCUCUCACACACAGAGGAUCACAACGACGUGACAGCAGCCGUGUCAGAAGUCAGAGAAGAACUACAGGACGUCCUGAGAGAGAAGAGGACAAACGUCUCACUGACAGGGACUGAAGUGGACGUUUUACUGCCACAACCAGAGCCCAAGACCAGAGCUGGAUUCUUAAAAUAUUCACGUGAAAUCACACUGGAUCCAAACACAGCACACACACGGCUGUUAUUAUCUGAGGGGAACAGGAAAGCAACAUUAAUGAGUCAACAACAGUCUUAUUCUAGUCACCCAGACAGAUUCACUAACAUGUGGCAGGUCCUGAGUAGAGAGAGUCUGACUGGAUGUUGUUACUGGGAGGUGGAGAGGAGAGGAGGAGUUUUUGUAGCAGUCGCAUACAAGAAUAUAAGCAGAGCAGGGCUGUCUGAUGAAUGUGGAUUUGGACGAAAUGAUAAAUCUUGGGCGUUAGAUUGUAUCAACAACAGUUAUACAUUUUAUUACAACAAAGUCAAAACUCCUGUCUCAGGCCCUGAGUCCUCCAGAGUAGGAGUGUACCUGGAUCACAGUGCAGAGCGUGGAGGGAGCCUCCGCAGCUGCACAUGCUCUGUCUCUUCCAGCAGACGCGUACGGGAAUGAUCCCCGGUUGGAAGUCAUGUGGGCGAUGAAGGCCUACAACCACGCAGAAGUUUACCUCAAUCUCAUUUCAUCCGUGGAUCCAAAGUUCCUGAAGCUGACGAAACUGCUCGACAU